Molecule: messenger RNA, 606 nt
Organism: Acanthosepion pharaonis
Lineage: Eukaryota; Metazoa; Mollusca; Cephalopoda; Sepiida; Sepiidae
Source: the annotation of a GenBank genome assembly
AUGCUUUUCUUUGUUUUGCGAUCGCUCGUGCAGAAGAGAAAAUAUUACGGGGUCGGUUGGGAGGGAACUGUGGUCCCAUAUUCCUCGGAAAAUCUGCGGGAAUUGAGAACUGUGGCCCCAUAUUCCUCGGAAAAUCGGCGGGAAUUGAGAACUGUGGCCCCAUAUUCCUCGGAAAAUCGGCGGGAAUUGAGAACUGUGGCCCCAUAUUUCUCAGGAAAUCGGCGGGAAUUGAGAACUGUGGCACCAUAUUCCUCGGAAAAUCGGCGGGAAUUGAGAACUGUGGUUCCAUAUUCCUCGGAAAAUCGGCGGGAAUUGAGAACUGUGGCCCCAUAUUCCUCGGAAAAUCGGCGGGAAUUGAGAACUGUGGCCCCAUAUUUCUCAGGAAAUCGGCGGGAAUUGAGAACUCGUUCACUUCUGCACAAUAUCUAUCUAUCUAUCUAUCUAUCUAUCUAUCUAUCUAGCCAAAUUAAUUCUAUCUAUCUAUCUAUCUAUCUAGCCAAAUUAAUUAUAUCUAUCUAUCUAUCUAUCUAUCUAUCUAUCUAUCUAUCUAGCCAAAUAUAUUCUAUCUAUCUAUCUAUCUAUCUAUCUAUCUAUCUAUCUAUCUAG